Molecule: messenger RNA, 1774 nt
Organism: Polistes dominula (European paper wasp)
Lineage: Eukaryota; Metazoa; Arthropoda; Insecta; Hymenoptera; Vespidae
Product: apolipoprotein D
Biological process (GO): response to reactive oxygen species; lipid metabolic process
Cellular component (GO): cytoplasm
Molecular function (GO): pigment binding
Source: RefSeq, a predicted model, not a curated record
CCUUCUACUUCCUUAAUGUAUAUAAAGAAGAAGCAUCGUACGGAUUUCAAGGCAAAUACCAAGAGCAACAUGUACGGUAAGGUGCUUUUGAUUCUUACAACGACUCUGGCUGUGAUCAGUGCCCAGAUACCUACUCUAGGUUGGUGUCCUGAGUACGUCCCAAUGGCGAACUUUGAUAUGAACAGGUUUUUGGGAACUUGGUACGAAGCGGAAAGAUAUUUCCAACUAGCUGAAGUGGUUUCACGUUGCGUCAUGUCAAAUUACACAAAAGGUCCUGAUGGAAAACUUCGUGUAAGCAACGAAGUUACAAGCAGGAUUACCGGAAUCAAAAGAAUAUUGGAAGGUGAAAUCAAACAAGCAGCAUCAAAGGCAGAGGAAGGGAAAUUGCAUGUGAAAUAUACGGCCUUACCUUUAACUCCAGAGACGCAUUAUUCAGUGUUAGAAACUGAUUAUGAUAAUUAUGCAGUGUUAUGGAGCUGUUCUGGUAUCGGUCCGAUAAAUGCCCAAAAUGCUUGGGUAAUGACCAGAGAGAGAAACGCACCUGGAUCGAUACUUCAAAAGGCUUAUGGCGUUUUGGACAAAUACAAAAUUUCCAAAGCAUUUUUCGUAAAGACGAAUCAAGAUGAUUGCGUUUAUCUAACACCGAGUACGGUUACCCUUGAAGAUAGCACUUCAGCCAAUGCGGAAAAGGAAGAAUCCGAUACAACUGAGGACCACGCGCGAAACGUACCUCUUUUACCCGAUGACUCUUCUACCAAACCAGCCCAACACGUAGAAGAAUCGAUCGUUGAGGAGAAAAUACUGCAAACAGUAGAAACCGUACCGCAGAAAAUUCUCAAGAUCGCGGAGUUAGCAAAAAAAGACGAAAAGCUAUUCGAAAAGCCGACGAAGAAUUCGGAGGAUUUGGAAAAGAAAUUAAUGUUAUCGUUAUCAAUAAUUCUUGUUUUGGUGGGUAUGGCGUUGGCCCAAAUACCAGCUUUGGGCAGUUGUCCAGAUGUCCAAAUUCUUACCGACUUUGAUGUAGGAAAGUAUAUGGGAGUGUGGUACGAGAUAGAAAAAUAUUUUACGGUGUUCGAGCUUGGUGGAAAGUGCGUGGAAGCUAAUUACACGGCUAAAGAUAACACCACAGUGAAUGUAAUAAAUCGACAAAUUUCUGCUAUAACCGGCGUCGCUAUGUCGAUCGAAGGAUACGCAAGAUUUCAGGGACUACCGAACGAAUCAAAAUUGAUCGUAACUUUCCCAUCUGUACCAUUUGCGGGGGAUGCUCCUUAUUGGGUUCUAGGAACCGAUUAUAAAAACUAUGCUGUCGUUUGGAGUUGUAGAAAUUAUGGAAUAUUUAAUGCUAAAAUUGUUUGGAUCUUGGCACGAGAACGCUCACCAUCUGUAGCUAUUAUGAAGGACGCUUACCAAGUUCUUGACAGAAACAAAAUAAGUAGAGCUUACUUCAUACGCACGGAUCAAAGGAAUUGUACAGCGAAUUAUUAAAAAAUUCGUUAUUGCUUCUUUUGCAAAUUUAGUUUAAGGAUUUCAUGAUUGUUAUGUAUUUGAUAGAAGUUGUUAAAGAAAUUUUACGAAAUUAUUGUGAUCAUACAACCCUUUAGUUUUAAAUACAUACAUUGGAUUGGAUAGAAAGUAUCAGUGGAAUUUGCCAAUAGAUAGUGCUAGCGUCGAUAUCUCGGUUGGUAUGAUUCUUAUCGGGUUAUACUACCCAGUGAACCCAAGACCUUAAAAUGAUGUCAUACGUAUGUCAUAAAGUCAUCUUCAAAUUUUUUAA